AUGGCUACUAUUGGCACUCUAGCGCCGUUUGAUCCUAAGAUUCAGACGUGGGAUGAGUAUACCGAAAUACUCGAGCAGUUUUUUGAGGCCAAUGAGAUUGAAGAUGAAGACAGGCAAAAAGCCAUACUGAUAAGUGUCGUCGGGGCAUCAACCUACAGGCUGAUGCGCAACCUUCUCAGCCCGGACAAGCCGAAAGACAAAUCCUUCCAAGAGCUUGUACUCCUGAUGAAAAACCACUAUGAUCCCAAGCCAAGUGAAAUUGUGCAAAGGUACAAAUUUGACUCUCGUAACCGCAAGCCAAGUGAGUCAGUCAUGGAAUAUGUGGCCGAGCUGCGUCGUUUAGCGCAGGAUUGUAACUACGGCAACACAUUGCAGCAGAGGUUGAGAGACAGGAUAGUCUGCGGAGUUAAUGAUGACAGAAUCCAGAGGCGUCUCCUGUCAGAAACAGACCUCACGUUUGACAAGGCCAUGUCACUCGCUGUCUCACUAGAAACUGCAAAUAAAAAUGCGCAAGAUCUGCAGACCUCAGGUGCCACAGCAAAAUGUUUCAGCAUCACCAAAGGACAGCAGGAGACUCGUACCUUUAAAGGAGAAAACAGAGAGUGUUAUCGAUGCAAAGGAACUACGCACACAGCUGCAGACUGUAGGUACAAACAAGAAAAAUGCCAUGCUUGCGGUAAAGUUGGACACUUAGCAAGGGCUUGUAGAAGCAAAGCUAAACUGAACCAGAAGAAAAAUGAAUAUGGAUAUGGAAAGAAAGAUAAAAGGCAGAGUACACACUAUCGUGCUCACAAAGUGCAUCAGGCAGUAAAUGAAAGUAAAACUGACAGCUCAGAAGAGGACUCCUUCACUUUGAACUGUAUAACCUGUAGACCAGAGUAUCGGAGUAAACUGUACAAGUUAGGGCGUCGGAGUGUGGAGCACCCAAGGAAAGUAGACCCCUACACUGUAGAUUUGAAAAUCGAUGAGAAAGAGGUCAACUUUGAAAUAGACACUGGAUGUUGCCUAACAGUCAUGAAUGAACAGACAUUUAAAGAGACGUGGAAACACACCGAACUCCCUACGCUGAGACCUCUCAAAAUAAAGCUGGAAACCUACACAGGGGAUCCUGUUAACGUGAUUGGCGCCACGUUUGUCAGGGUCAGAUACAAGCAGCAGAGACGGAAGUUGCCCCUGGUGGUGGUUGGAGGGGAUGGCCCCAGCUUGCUAGGACGAGGCUGGCUGGAGGAAUUGUGGCUGAACUGGAGAGAAAUAAAAAACGGGCACAAAGCCAGAAAAAUACAUCAGCUCAAGACAAUAGAAGCCACAUUACAGCAGGUGUUGAACAAACAUGAGGUUGUGUUCAAAGAGGAGUUGGGCACCCUCAAGGGCACAAAAGCAACCAUCCAUGUCAAACAGGAUGCCACUCCACGCUUCUUCCGCCCACGGUCUGUUCCCUUUGCUAUGCGCGCAAAGGUAGAUGAGGAAAUUGACCGACUGUUGGAAGAGGGCAUCAUCUCGCCGGUGAAAUAUGCUGAAUGGGCAGCGCCAGUGGUACCAAUUCUGAAGCCGGAUGGGACUGUAAGGCUGUGUGGGGAUUAUAAGCUUACGGUGAACACAGUAGCUUCCCUGGAACAGUAUCCAAUACCCAGAGUGGAGGACCUGUUUGCAGCGCUUUCUGGAGGGAAGCAGUUCUCCAAAUUGGAUAUGAGCCACGCAUACCAGCAAAUACUCCUGGAUGAUGAUUCAAAAAGGUAUGUGACAGUGAACACUCACCGAGGACUGUUCACAUACAACAGACUACCUUUUGGAGUGGCGUCUGCACCAGCUAUCUUCCAGAGGACCAUGGAAGGUCUUCUGAAAGGGAUUUCUCUAACAGCGGUGUAUUUAGAUGACAUAUUGGUGACAGGAGUGGAUGAAGCAGAUCACCUAAAAAACCUGAAUGAGGUGUUGAGCAGGCUGGAGGAGGCAGGUUUGCGGCUUAAACGAAGUAAGUGCGCUUUCAUGCAGAAAGAAGUGGAAUACUUGGGUCACAGAGUGGAUGUACAGGGGCUCCACCCAGUGGAGAAGAAAGUUAAAGCCAUCCUGAAUGCUCCUGCUCCCACAAGUGUAACAGAACUCAAAGCGUACUUGGGGUUACUGAACUAUUAUAACAAGUUCCUUCCCAACCUGGCAACCCUGUUGGCCCCCCUUCACGAGCUUUUGAGAAAAGAGGUGCGCUGGACAUGGCAAAAGAAACAAGAGGAAGCUUUCCAAAAUUCAAAGACUCUGCUGAACUCAGCGGAUGUAUUAGUGCAUUACUCGGCAGAGCGUGAGUUAGUUCUCUCCUGCGAUGCGUCACCAUAUGGAGUGGGUGCCGUAUUGUCACACAGGAUGGAUGAUGGCAGUGAGAGACCCCUAAGCUUCAUGUCACGUACACUCUCACCUGCGGAGAAGAGGUACUCUCAGCUUGACAAGGAAGGCUUAGCUGUAAUGUUUGGCAUCAAGAAAUUCCACAAAUACCUGUAUGGCAGAGUUUUCACUAUUUAUACAGACCACAAGCCUCUGAUCUCUCUCUUCAAUGUGAGGAAGCCUAUACCUCAGAUGGGCUCACCGAGAGUACAGAGAUGGGCUGUAACCUUGAGCGCUUAUGAGUACAACAUCGUGUACAAGCCAGGCAAACAUCACGCAAAUGCGGAUGCGCUGAGCAGACUGCCUCUACCAGACACAGCACCUGAAAAAGAGAUGACUGAACAAGUCUUGAUGAUGGAUGUGCUGGAUGACACACUAGUCGACUCCACGCAAAUCAGGCGCUGGACAGCUAAAGAUGUCAUCUUGGCUCAGGUUCAUGAGUACACCUUAAAGGGCUGGCCUGCGCAGACGGAUGUUUGCUUCAAGCCAUAUCAUCAACGGAAAACAGAACUUAGUGUGAGAGAUGGAUGUGUGCUCUGGGGAGCCAGAGUGAUUAUUCCCACUAAAGGCAGAGAUAAAAUGCUCAAGCUUCUACACCAGACACACAUGGGCAUGUCAAAGAUGAAAGGCCUGGCGAGAUCAUAUAUAUGGUGGCCUGGCAUGGAUGAAAACAUUGAAAGGGAAGUGCAGUCAUGUGAGGAAUGUCAAAAACACCAAAAGUCACCUCCCACGGCACCGUUACACCCCUGGGAAUGGCCAGAGUCACCGUGGUCAAGGAUCCAUGUGGAUUAUGCGGGACCUUUCCUGGGUGAGAUGUUUCUGCUUAUUGUGGAUGCUCAUUCCAAGUGGAUGGACAUUUAUCCUGUGAAAUCACCUACAUCACAUGCGACCAUUGAGAAGCUACGACAGAGUUUCAGUGUGUUUGGUCUGCCAAAAAUGUUGGUGUCAGACAACGGAACAUGUUUCACGAGUGCUGAAUUUGAGACAUUCAUGAAGCAAAAUGGCGUUGAUCAUGUGAAGUCUGCUCCGUUUCACCCAUCCUCGAACGGGCUGGCGGAGAGGGCGGUCCAGACUUUUAAGGAGGGGAUGAAGAAAGUUAAAGGUGACACACUGCAAACCAGACUGUCGAGAUUUCUGUUUGGUUAUCGAAUCACACCGCAUGCAGUGACAGGCUUGUCACCUGCUGAGUUGAUGAUGUCACGGAGACUCCGUUCAGCUUUUGACCUGCUCCUGCCGGAUGUGAAAACAAGAGUGCGGCAAAAGCAACUAAAACAGAAAGAGAAUCACGACCUAAAGAAAAGACUGAGAAGUUUCGCACCAGGGGACAAUGUGUUCAUUAGAAAUUUCUCCUUUGGUCCAAAAUGGAUCCCAGCUGUCAUCGAAAGCUCAUCUGGUCCAGUGUCGUACACCGCCACCCUCGGAAAUGGUAAAACGGUGAAGCGUCAUGUUGAUCAGGUUAGAGCAGGAUUAAGAGACAUCGUUCCCAGUGAACUGGAUAAAGAGCUGAAGCCGCUGCCUGACACCGACGUUGGCUCCGAGGGCUGUUCGCCUGCCGUGUUGGAUAUGACACCAAAACCUCUGUCAUGCGAGAUACCGGAGGGUCCGUGUGUUCCAGAUGUUCCAGCUCCACCAGAAUCACCUGUGGCUCCAGUGGUGCGGCGCUCCCAGAGAGAGAGACAUUCACCUGGUCGUCUUAAGGAUUUUGUUAGAUAGAGUGCGAUCUGAUAUCUCUGAAAG
This is a messenger RNA of Cololabis saira (Pacific saury), 4107 nucleotides long. RefSeq lists its product as uncharacterized. NCBI's taxonomy places the organism in Eukaryota, Metazoa, Chordata, Actinopteri, Beloniformes, Belonidae. Bases 1 to 4083 code for a protein of 1360 amino acids. The record is from RefSeq and is a predicted model, not a curated record. Gene Ontology annotation, biological process: DNA integration. Gene Ontology annotation, molecular function: zinc ion binding; nucleic acid binding. The transcript has a single exon.